Molecule: messenger RNA, 2701 nt
Organism: Cephus cinctus (wheat stem sawfly)
Lineage: Eukaryota; Metazoa; Arthropoda; Insecta; Hymenoptera; Cephidae
Gene: Paip2
Product: polyadenylate-binding protein-interacting protein 2
Exons: 4
Coding region: 192-650 (152 amino acids)
Biological process (GO): negative regulation of translational initiation
Cellular component (GO): cytoplasm
Molecular function (GO): mRNA regulatory element binding translation repressor activity
Source: RefSeq, a predicted model, not a curated record
UGAUUAACAAAAAUGUUGCGCUCCGCGGUCACUGCGAGUGAGACAGUGAAAAAUGGUUGCUCCCUACCUGAUCUGUCAAGUGAUUAUCUGUACUUUUCUCGUUUAGUAUGAAUCGUUAGACUCGACAGCCCUAAAUUUCUCGUAACUCUCGCGUUUUGGCACCAAAUUGAAGUGUUGAAUAUAAAUCUGGUAUGAAAAUGAAGAUCCCAAACAGCGGCUCAGGGAAUGGGUAUUAUGGACAUGGGACUGGCAUAAUUCCGUAUCUGGACAACAUCGACGAAGAAGCUGAUGCUCACGUAGCAGAUGGCGACUUUUCAGAGUACAUGUGGAUGGAAAACGAGGAAGAGUUUGAUAAAGAGGUACUGCAACAGCUCGAGGAGGAGGAGCUGAUGGAGGAAUGCCUGGAAGCAAUGUUGGAGGAAGAAAGGCAGCACCAGAGAAAUCAAACAUCAACAGCUUGGUCCACUGCUACCAGUACUCCUGACAAUAAUGGCGUUGAUCUCUGCCAGCAACUGGGUGGCUUACGAGUACAUGAUGACCUUGCCAAACAGAGUACACUGAAUCCAAAUGCGGCAGAAUUUGUACCCUCAUUUAAACCGCCAACGACAGCAGUAAGUACGCCGCCUGAGGUUGCUGCUGAGUCGUCGUAGAAGAGUUUCGUCUCCCUUAUAACGGAUAUAAGCCACAAAUGGGCUGCAGAGAUGCCUGGAGUCCAUCAGCUACAGUCUAUCAGGUGUUUAGACUGGGAAACUUUAGAUACAUGCCAGCGACCGUAUGUACAAAUAGACGAAUGAGUGCGUAAUCGUCGAUAUGGAAGCGACACGGUUACACAUUAUCCGAAAUUAAUGACAUCAAUUUAUGUAAUAUUAAGUAAAAGCGUGUGUUGUUCAUGUUUUUUAUAGGAGAGAACCCAUUACAACAAAAUCACCAAGAAAAUUGAUAUCCGUCUAUUAAUUUGUUCAGUAAGUCAACGGGCGAUUGAUAUCGCACACGUAUAAAUGGCAAAAAUUAAAUUAUAAUUAUCUCUACGUUCCUGUUUAUACUAUUUCACAAUGAAUUCCGGUAAAAUUUAUAAUCAUUGGCAUUACUUACAAGCGUGAUUUUCGACACACAGUUAUUCGUGAAUACAACAAAAAAGUAAUACUACUGGUAAUAGGUAAAGGGGGAAAUUGGAUAGCUCAUAUGUGGGAACCCUAGUAAACUUCCAGAGAACUAUACGUUUCUUAUUUACGUCAUUUUUUUUAACACAAAUUUUCUUUUUGCAUGAUUUCAUUAAAAUUUAUUGGAUGGUGCAGAAGGUAAAUAUUUGUAUGUUAACGUUGCGCGAACGCGUUUACUACUUUCGCCAAUGUACUUAGAGGAAGACUCGACGCAGUACCAUUUAUUUAAACAAUUUCUAUCAAGUUCUUGAACCUCGCUAUAAAACAAAAAAGAAACCUAGUCGAAUUGUAAGUGCGUUCACUUUUGCAACGAGUCUUGUGCAAUGAUAAUUAUUUUAUUGUGCACACAGAAAAACGAGAUGUGCAUAUAGGAUCGUCGAAGCAUAACGGUUUUUCUCAUUUAUCUAACAGCUCCUUCGUCUAACGUAACAUAUAACACCACACAAUGGACACGUAACUGUAUGACCCGAAGUAUCAUCUCAUGUCUACGAUUAAAUAAUCGAAAAUGUAAAAAUUACGAUAUAAUUCAUAUAAGAAAAAAAAGAUAAAAAAAAUAUUGAAAACAAUAUCGAAUAACGGUGUGGUCGGUUUUGAAAAUCUCGAGUCAGUAUGGACUCUUAAUAAUUUCAACUUCGAUCACAAAUUAUUUCCAAUGAGUUACUAUGGCCAAGAGAAGAGAGUAGUUUAUGUAUACGGAUUCUAGGCUCUCUGUUAGUACAUUCUCUUAUGUAGGCUUUCGGAGAUUUCUAUUGAGUCUGUGACGAGGGACUCUUUUGGCAACAACUCUCCUUGGUAACAAUAAGGGUCAGGACAUUGCUUACUUACUUUCUAUAAAAGUUUCUAUAAAAAUUCUAUUUCGAAAUUUUAUAGGUUGUAGGCCAUCAAUUAUUAAUUACUAUCGAAUCAUGAAACAGUGUAAAUGGUGAGUGUACGUUUCAGUUUUUUCUUGAAUCGCAAUAAGUCGUUUUUUUUCGACAAACGUAAUCAUCAUUAAUAUUCAACUAUGCACAUCACUUAGCAAUAUGAAAUAUAAAUUCUUUAUGGUACACAUUUUGGUACCCAUACUUGAAGUGAUAAUGUCGCUCAAGAUUAUUUUAAUUUUUUUUUUGUAUAAAUAGUCUUCCAUUAUUAUAUUUAGUUUUUGAUAUUUCAUGUCGAUCUAUUGUCUCAGUUAAUUUAUAAAUAUUUGAAAAAUGCAAUUUUUGCGAUUCAAGAUAGAAAGGUGGUGAUCAAGACACGUUGCCAUCCACGUAAUCAUUGUAUAAAGAUUUAUUUCCUAGGCUUUAAAGAAUUAUUACCUAUUAAUGUACGUAUUUACAAUGAUAGAGUUGUUUCUUCCGCAAAUUGUUCCUAAUGACAAAAGAUCAUUGUUUGCAUUAUGUCUUGCGAUCAUUAUUCAAUGUAGAAUAAAGUUGCGCUAUUUUUAUUUACUGUACUCAUAAUUUCAUUGGGUCUCCCUUCACGUGGCACGAAGUGUUUUCAUCAUGACCUAGGAUGAGCAUGGAUGUGGGACUGCGAUCAAAGAAAGAGCGAAAAAAAAA